This is a messenger RNA of Guyanagaster necrorhizus, 1482 nucleotides long. RefSeq lists its product as uncharacterized. The transcript has 3 exons. Bases 1 to 1482 code for a protein of 493 amino acids. Gene Ontology annotation, molecular function: protein binding. The record is from RefSeq and is a predicted model, not a curated record. NCBI's taxonomy places the organism in Eukaryota, Fungi, Basidiomycota, Agaricomycetes, Agaricales, Physalacriaceae.
AUGGCACGAAAGAAAAACAAAGGAAAGAAACAGGAUGCAGCUGUGAAUAAGCCGAAAGCACCAAAACCAAAGUCUUCCGGUGCCAGACGAGCAUCCAGCUCGACCGCAAUCAGCAGAAUCAACACGCGUUUACCCAACGAACUUUUAGCCUACAUCUUUGCUACUGCAAUUCUCAGCCUACUUCCAAGAGAGCACAGGUCCUUUCUUGCUCUAGUGUGCAGCAUCUGUCGCCGUUGGCGGGAUGUUGCUAUCGAGGCAUCCGAGCUUUGGACCACCAUUUACAUACAUAGUCAAAAUCAUAUACCAGCUGCCGAACUCUUCCUUGAACGAUCAAUGAUGCGACUUCUGGACGUUGACGUCCAAGUCUCCUUUGAUGCUAGGUUCCGGAGGACUCCGGCAGCUUUCAAUCGUCAAUCUGGGCUUCGAGUUGCGGAGAUGACGUCGGUCCAUCUUGGGCGUACGAGGACACUCUCCUUGAGUAUCAGCGACGUGCAGGGCGCUGAAAAUUUUUCAGUAUUGAUGGUCGUCGAGCGCUCCCCCCCCUUACUUGAUUCCAUUUGCUCAUUCCGGAGCGAAGGCUUAUCUUCGAACGCAUCCUCGAGCGCCAGCCUUACGAGACUCGAGCUUACAUCUCUUCACCCUAAACAUGAGGAUAUGCGGAAUGUAUUUACGCACUGCCCAUAUCUCGAAACACUCAUCCUGCCGAAAUUUGGUCAGAGCUUGGGGGGAAGUCAGGGUGAGAAUCGAUCGAUUAUAUUAGCUCCCAGCUCGUUGCGUUCGCUCGCAGUUCACCUUGACCGUACCCAUGUCAAGUCUUCGCACGUGGCAAACUCGUCUAACUGCCCAUGUGUCCUUGGCUCUCUUCGCUCGCCGAACCUUGAAUAUCUCGAGGUUCUAGGCGACUCCUCCUCCUUCAAUGUUAAUCUCCGUAGCCAUUUUAAGGACCUGCCAAAGUUGAAAACGCUGCGUUUACAGCGUUGUUCUGUGCCAUCUAUCGAUAAUGAUUUUUUCCUCUCUUUGAAGAUGUUAAAUCGUUUGGAAAUAGUGGACAACUUUAAAAAUGUGAAGUGGUCUACAAAAUCUUCACGCAAAAAAGUGUCCUCACCAUUUCCUCUCCUGUCGUCUCUGUUACUUAGUGACACGUCAAGCAGGUGUUCCGACCUGUCUCAGUGGGCACGCCUAGCACGGCUAGCCAUCCAAAGUUAUGGAUGUACCCAAUUCUCUAUCGAAGUAACGUCAGGACUUCAUCGUAGCAUGUCGCGUAUCCUUGGACCUCGAGAUGGGUGUAUUCACGUCGAAGCUAAGGAUCAUGCUCAGGCUCGCGGCUUGAUCUAUCCCCUUCCCAGUGUUCCCACAGAAAAUUCUUUGGACUGGUCGGAUGACGAAGAUUAUUACAAUUUUAACGAUUUUACUAUUGACACCGACUACGGUUUUGAUUCGUCCGACUAUGACAACCAGAUGGAGUAUUUAGCUGGGUUGUGA